Molecule: messenger RNA, 960 nt
Organism: Exophiala aquamarina CBS 119918
Lineage: Eukaryota; Fungi; Ascomycota; Eurotiomycetes; Chaetothyriales; Herpotrichiellaceae
Product: 3-hydroxybutyrate dehydrogenase
Exons: 2
Coding region: 1-960 (319 amino acids)
Cellular component (GO): cytoplasm
Molecular function (GO): oxidoreductase activity, acting on the CH-OH group of donors, NAD or NADP as acceptor
Source: RefSeq, a predicted model, not a curated record
AUGGCACUAGAUCCUCAGGGCAAGACAGCAAUUGUAACAGGUGCGGGCUCAGGCAUCAAUCUGGAAUUCGCGCGGCUACUCCUUCGGCAUGGUGCGAAUGUCCUGUUUGCAGACAUUGCCCUUCGGCCAGAGGCCCAAGCACUGAUUAAUCAGUAUCAAUCAAAACCAAAGGCGGCGUUCCAAAAGACCGACGUCACCUCGUGGACUGAUCUCGAGAACAUGUUCAAGGCUGCCGAGAAGCAAUUCGGCUCCAUCGACAUUGUCUGCCCUGGCGCUGGAGUGUUUGAGCCUCCCUGGUCGAACUUCUGGCAUCCGCCUGGAAGCGCUGAGUCCAAGGAUGACCGGUUCGGCGACAGGUACCGCUCGAUCGAUAUUAAUUUAACACAUCCAAUCCGGGUUACCCAACUUGCGAUCUCGCAUUUCCUCGGCUCUUCGCCACCAGCGAGUCCGUCCAACCCAAAGUCCAUUGUCCAUAUCGCCAGCGUUGCCGGACAAACUGCUUCGCUCCCAUUUCCAAUGUACCAUGCAGCGAAGCAUGGAGUCCAAGCUCUGGUGCGUUGCAUGGAGUCACUCGAACAGUCUCACGGCAUACGAGUCACGGCGGUAGAGCCUGGAGUGGUGAAGACUCCUUUGUUCACCGAGCACCCAGAGAAAUUGAAGGCGGUGGACCGGGAAAAGGACGCGUGGGUCACUCCUGAAAAAGUUGCGGAGGUUAUGCUGGCAUGUGUCAAAGAUCAAAGCAUAGCUAUGUACCCAGAAGGAGAGGCGGGAGUGGACGGCGAGGCUAUUUCCAUCCACGGAGGGUCUUGUCUUGAGGUGCUGACGAGGAGAGUGCGCGACGUUCCCAUGUUCAACAAUGUUGGGCCCUUAGCUGGCGGUGAGCCGGGAGGAAGUGCUAGUAACGUGGCUGGCUUUUACAGUGAUGUCCAAGCCUUGCUGCAACCUGGAUGGGGACAAUGA